Molecule: messenger RNA, 2611 nt
Organism: Aspergillus heteromorphus CBS 117.55
Lineage: Eukaryota; Fungi; Ascomycota; Eurotiomycetes; Eurotiales; Aspergillaceae
Product: RBR-type E3 ubiquitin transferase
Exons: 2
Coding region: 292-2157 (621 amino acids)
Biological process (GO): ubiquitin-dependent protein catabolic process; positive regulation of proteasomal ubiquitin-dependent protein catabolic process; protein polyubiquitination
Cellular component (GO): ubiquitin ligase complex; cytoplasm
Molecular function (GO): ubiquitin protein ligase activity; zinc ion binding; ubiquitin conjugating enzyme binding
Source: RefSeq, a predicted model, not a curated record
ACUGCCUCCAUGACCGUCUGGACCGCGAACAUCUGCAGUACCUGAAAAGUGACUUCUCUCUAUUCUACUCCUUUUCCUUCCCCCACCGCCAUAUCUGCAUGUCCAUCGUGUCCGAAGGAAUGAAUACUGUAGAGGGCACGGAGGUUUAAAAAUACUUGGGCUACCGCUUCGCUUCGCCAACCGGCUUACCUGCCUUGCCACCCACCACACUCGACAGCAUAUAUCGGUCAAUCGAAAGGCUUCGCUUUGUCUGUACCCAUUCGCUCCUUAUCUAUCACAACGGUGUGCACCAUGACCGAGUCUGAGUUAUUUCCCGAUGAUGAUCGCUCGGUAGAGCUGUCAUCGAUUGCUGCCAUUUACCCGGAGAUCACGAUAGAUCCUUCUUCUCCCUUCAAAGCAUCUCUGAGCCUGCUUGUCAAACCCUCCACUCCUCUCCGCGUAUGCUUUCAGCAGCAACCAGAGACAGACUUUCCCGCUGUCCUGACCCCUCCCACCUCCAUCGAUGCCAACGACGCGGGGUUCCCGUUCAAGGCUACGGAACAGGACCCUGCAGUUGGUCUCAACCGAGAUGUCCACGUUCUCUCGCACCUUCCGCCUCUCUGCCUCGAGAUAGAGCUUCCUGAAGGCUACCCGUCGGAUACAGCACCUAUUUUCAAGCUCGAAACAAGCCCACCUUGGCUCCCAUCUUCGAUAAUUGCAAACUUGUUGGAUGACGGACGACGUCUAUGGGAAGAAUGCGGAAAUGACCUGGUGGUGUUCACGUACAUCGACCAUCUUCAACAACUGGGAGACUCGGCCUUUGGAGUGAGCGACAUGCCCGAUGGCGAGGUCCAACUCCCUCGAGAGUUGAAGAUUGCUUUGCUGGACUUCAACAGUAAAGCUGAGCGGGAGAACUUUGAACAAGAGACAUUCGAGUGUGGAGUAUGCCUGGAGCCCAAGAAGGGCACAACGUGCCACCGACUGCUAUCCUGCGGGCACGUUUUUUGCGUUCCAUGCCUCCAAGACUUCUACAACAGCUGCAUAACAGAGGGUGACGUCGAAGGUGUCAAGUGCCUGGCUCCUGACUGUGGCAAAGAGUUGAACCACACCUCAGCUACGGAGGUGCUGCCAAAGAAGCAUAAAAAGCAGGACCGGACCCUAAGCCCCAGCGAACUACUCCAGAUCCCGCUCGAACAAGAAACAGUGCAACGGUAUGUGUUUCUGAAACGGAAGAAAUCGCUCGAGGCCGACAAGUCGACCGUCUACUGUCCUCGAAAGUGGUGCCAAGGCGCAGCGCGUUCAAAGCGGCAUCCGAAGCCCGUUGACCCGAUGACAGAUGACGUGGACGCCCCGUAUGAAGAAGAGGAGGAUGGCCCCGUGUUCGAUCCCCUUGGCGACGAGGCGCAGCUGCCACCCAUGGCCGAUCGUGUGGCUAUUUGCGAAGACUGCAACUACGCCUUCUGCUGUGUUUGCAAGAAGGGCUGGCAUGGUGAGCUUGUGCGGUGCUUCCCACGUCGAGAUGCGGAGCUAUCGGCAGAGGAGAAAGCCACGGAGGAAUACCUACGAAUGUACACAUCGGAGUGCCCCACAUGCAAUGCUCCGUGCCAGAAGCAAAUGGGCUGCAAUCAUAUGAAGUGCUUCAAAUGCGACACGCACUUUUGCUAUCUGUGCUCUAGCUGGCUCUGCGAGGACAACCCCUACCGCCAUUUCAACGACAUUGACAGCGACUGCUUCAACCGGCUCUGGGACAUGGAAGGCGGCGACGGUAUCAAUCCUGACGGAGCCGCAGCCUUGCACCAAGUACCAAACGAGCUCCUGGAUUUCGACGACGGCAGUGAUGACGAGGAUAUCAUGGCGUGGGAGCUAGGAAGACGACCCCCACCCCCUGCCCCGGUCCCGCCCCGCGUCAACAACGGAGUCGCCGAGGGCCACCGUCAACGCGGAAACAACCCCAAUGGCCUAGACGCAGCAGGCCGGGCCGCCGCCGCCGAGCGGCAGGCCCAAGCACGAGCAAUCGCCGAGGUCCGCCGAGCCCCGGAUGUUGAACCUGCCCGUCCACCUCUGCGCGUCCAGCCGGACCGCCAGGGACAAAUCAGAGGACUGCAGAGAUUCCUCGACUUGGUCCAAAACGACCGCGAAGACGAAUGGGAUAGUGACGAACUAGACGACGAUUUCUAGAAAUUCUCUCUGACAACAAACACGACUUCUCUACGCAACACAGCGUCAUUCUCUUCCUCAUUUCAGCAGCAUUCUCUCGAAGACAACUUUUGACGACCCUCUUCUAUCUAAUCUACUAUAUACUCUGGUGAAUAUUCCAUUCCACCGAGUAUCUAUCCUAUCUUGUGCUAUGACCCAUGUACGAAACUGCCAUUACUACUACUACCUAUCUAUGACUUUGAUGACUAUCUUAUCUACCUAUGCAUACAUUUCUGUAUUAGCGAACCCCUUUUCCCUAUCUUGUUACUGGCCUCAGGCAUUGUUCUAUAUUGCUUGCUUACUUGCUUGCUUGCUUAUUGAUCGCGUUAAUCCCCCCCCCACCCCUCCCAUUUUCCCACGACGAAACCCCCAUCACCUAACCUACAUGUAUAUCAUGAUCAGAUCAUUUGGUUCAAAAAGCGUCCGUCUAUCACCA